AUGUCGCGCUUGCUGGCACUUUUGGUCGUUGGCGUCACCUCAGCCUUCUCCAGACAGCAGCUGAAUCCAUCUCAGCCAGUAUCUGUUACAUUAGCGGAUGGUACGACCCGCAUAUUAACAGCUACCGAGUUUGAGGCACUGUCCAAGGAACGUGCCCAGGAGCGCGCCACACUACAGACCCACGGUGACGACACCACCGAAAGGCGAGAUCAGAAGCUGGAUGAUAUUCAAGUGCAGGAUCCGCAGUUUGCAUUGCUAAUUGACUUGGCCAAAGGUUCUUUUAAAGAGAUACAGCGCCAUGGAUACGCGCAGGGCUACACACUCGCAGGUUUUACAGAACAAAAGAUGGAGCAUGCAUCAACUGACCAUCAUGUGGAACUGGAGCUGCGCGCGAAAAAGGAUCCGAGCAAAGGUGUGAUGGCCAAGACGGGCACAGGUACUCAUAAAUCGGAAAAAGAGGGAGCCGAAACGCCACUAAACUACGAGGUUCAUCUAUCGCUGGAUGCCGAAAAGCGAUUGUCAGUGGUCGCAGCAUGGGAAUUGAGUGAUAAUAAGCUAUCACAAGGGCAUAAAAAGCAACGAGUGAUACGUUUGUCCAUUCAGCCAACAGUAGCGAUGUUAGAGCGCGAGGCCAAGCAAAAUUACGACAAGCCGGCAUUUGCAAUUUGGCUACUGGCUGGAGGGCUGGCAAUGAUCGUGGCAGGUGUGCUUAUCAUGUAUAAUACGCGAAAUCCGAUCCCUAGACCGAAAUCACGGCGCCGUUCCAGUGACAUUUGGGAACUUGUUGAUGAAAACGAUAAGCCAUUAAACGUUGUCAAAACAUCCGAGGAGCCAUUCAAGACUGAAAGGGAUGCCAAGAAAAAUGUAUAG
Molecule: messenger RNA, 870 nt
Organism: Plasmopara halstedii
Lineage: Eukaryota; Oomycota; Peronosporomycetes; Peronosporales; Peronosporaceae
Exons: 2
Coding region: 1-870 (289 amino acids)
Source: RefSeq, a predicted model, not a curated record